UUCAAUUGUACAUCCCUAGAAGUAGCAAACUUGAAGUGUUAUCUAUGCAUAAAGUUGACAAGGCGUAAAGCAAUUGGGAGUCAUCUAUGGCUUUGCAGGAGUGUUAAGAAAGUUAUAAUAUCGAAGUGCAUAUAUUCCGUUUUAGUUGAUUGGUGUUCAAUAUGAAAUGCGAACUUUGCGACUCAGACGAAAGUGACCAGGUUCAAUAUGGCAAAUUUUACAUUGAACACUGUAAAGCUGUGCAUAUGAAUUGUUUGCUUUUGUCUACUGGAUUGCAACGGAGGGGUUAUAGUGGUACUAGCAUUAACGGUUUUUUGCUUAGUGAUAUUGAAAAGCAACGUCAACUGGCCUCUAAAAACAAAUGCUGUUACUGCGACAAAAGAGGGGCUAAUAUUUCCUGUUGGAGAGUAAAUUGUGAACGGUGGUUUCACUUGGUUUGUGGCGUUAAAAACGGUGCCAGGAAUCAAUUUAUCGCACCCUACCGUUCAUAUUGCAAUAGACAUAUAAAGAAGCCUACCUAUCGACCAAAGCCCAAUGAAAUCUGUUGUAUUUGCUAUGAAAAUUUGUUCACCGAAAUGAAUCGCUUUAAUGCGGUGGACAUGUUGCGUGCUCCUUGUUGCCGUAAUGGUUGGUUCCAUAAAUUCUGCUUACAGAAAUAUGCCCAAACAGCUGGUAAUUCCUUUAAAUGUCCGCUAUGCAACAACGUAGAGAGGUUUGGGAGCUGUUUGCCAUAUUGGGGCGUGGCUAUCUAUAACACCAUUCCUGAGUGGGAAUUGACUUCCAAUGCGCCUGAGAAUGUUUACGAACGUAACUUCGUGUGUGAUGCCCUUAGAUGCAUUAAUCCGUUGGGACGCACUCACCAUACUGGCUCAAAUCCAAUAUAUACUUGCACUAUAUGCGGAAAUGUCACGCAACAUUUUUUGUGUGCAAGAUAUUCAGAUUCUCCUUUUGCGUGUGACUUCUGUAUACUAGGUGGAAGGCUUACGCGUGAAAGCAGUGAAGAAUCAAUUUUCGAUGACUAUAUAAAUCCGGGUUAUCAAAAUAGCAGUUAUAACAAUUCACGGGAAUCAACUAAUAGCACUAGCAAAGGUUUGCAUUGGUUCAUCCGGAUCGCUGACAAUGUGCUUUGUCACCCUUUUAUUGUACUGCGACGGCAAUGCCAAAUUUACAAUGCUUCCAGACGCUAUCAUUUACAGCCAUUUUCUUUGGUGCCGAUCAUAAUGCAGUUGUAUCGUCGAAAAGAUGUCAUCACAUUUUGGAAUGGUUUGGGCGAAUGCCUGAUUUGCCGCUGCUUUUCGUGGGUAUUUGACAAGAUCUUCUACUUUUUCAUAGAAAAAGAGAACUUCUUCUGCUAUUUGUUGGUUAAGAGUAUGAAUGUUGCAGUAAUGUUUCUUUUUAAUGCCGGUUGCUUGGUGGCCACCGUAGCAGGUUCGGAUGGAUUGCUUUUUCCGCAAAGGUUGCUACCGUUGUUGUCAAUUUAUGUUCCUUGCCUGUGUAUGGAAAUCGCAAAAGAUAUAUUUGGAGCGUUCAUUAGAAAUCGGGUAUGGGCGAUUAUGCGAAAAUCAAAUCAACAGGUGUGUCGACGCGAAUAUGAUGGAGUAGAAAAUCAAAAGGCGGAAAUUUGCACAAAUCUGAUCACGCGAAUUAUUACCGAAGUUGUAUUUUAUCCGUUUGAAACGGUUUUAAGUCGCAUUCAGAUACAAGGCACCAAAAGCAUUAUAGAUAAUCUUGAUAAUGGUAAAACUAAGGUGCUUAUACAAACUGAUUAUAAAGGGGCCGCCGAUUGUUACCGAACUAUAGUAAAAAAUGAGGGCUUCUCUGGGCUUUACAAAGGAUUUGGGGCAUUAACUUUGCAGUUUGCUGCACAUAUUGUCAUCGUAAAGAUUGCAAACUGGAUUUUUUAAAAACCACGCUCAAUACAAGUGCGUUCUGUACAAACUAGAACCAUUAACUGACUAUUAAUAUAAAGGGUUUUCCAAUAAGAGGUGUUGUUUUCAUAAAAGAUCAAUGGUUUCGUUGCUUGUGUGGCACCUAGCGCCGUCUUGUUGAAAAUAAACGUUAUCCAGAUCAAUACCAUCCAAUUCCGGCCAUAAAAAAUCGUUAAUCAUCUCUCUAUAGCGCAAUCCAUUCACCGUCACUGUUGCUCCAGCUUCAUUUUUCAAAAAGUAAGAUCCAAUGACUCCACCGGACCAUAAACCGCAUCAAACAGUCGCACGUUGAGGAUAGAGAGGCUUUUCAACAAUAACUCUUGGAUUCUCUGAGCCCCAGAUCCGACAAUUUUGCUUGUUGACGAAACCACCGAGAUGGAAAUGGGCCUCAUCACUCAGGAUGAUUUUUCGAUGGAAUUCCGGAUCAUUUUCAUGCAUUUCAACUACCCAAUCAGCAAAGAUACGACGUUGUUGAUGAUCGGCCGGCUUGAGUUCUUGUGUUAACUGGACUUUAUAAGCCUUAAGACCCAAAUAUUUAUGCAAACUACGGUGUAAUGACGUUUGUGGAAUGCCUAAUUCCAAAGAACGACGAGGAAUGGACAAACCUGGAUUUUCUUCAACAAUUUCGGCUACAACAGCAAUAUUUUCGGCUGCUCUUCAGCGGCGUGCACGGUUUUUAUUCUUCACAUCACUAACUUGUUCCAACAGCUCGAAUUUUUUCACCAAUUUCUGUAUUGCGGGCCGACAAGGUGCUUCACGAUUAUCCAAAAAUGUUCGACCUUUACGAACCGUCUCUGCCAAAUUUUCACCAUUUUUAUAGUGUAUCGUUCUAUUUUUAUUAAUGGCGUAGUUUCUACUUGUCAAAUAUCAAAAAAUGACAGCUUCAAAAGUGACAUCUACCGAAAUAGCGGGCUAUUCAAAAUAACACCUGUUAUUGGGAAACCGUUUACAAUGAAAACGGGUUUAGUAAAGAAAAUUGUAUAAUUGUAUGUAAAAUAAUAAAGUUGAGGAUGGAUACCAGA
Molecule: messenger RNA, 2950 nt
Organism: Anastrepha ludens (Mexican fruit fly)
Lineage: Eukaryota; Metazoa; Arthropoda; Insecta; Diptera; Tephritidae
Product: solute carrier family 25 member 46-like
Exons: 8
Coding region: 162-1904 (580 amino acids)
Biological process (GO): mitochondrial fission; mitochondrial membrane fission
Cellular component (GO): mitochondrial outer membrane
Source: RefSeq, a predicted model, not a curated record